AUGGAUCCGUACUCAGGCUGGGAUGAUAUUGUGCCUCCUCACAUGAGACAAAAGACUCCUCCGGCCGACGAUUUCUCCCAUUACUUCACUGACUACAAAAAUUUUGACAACAUCUUCAACGACGCCCUCACCAAUUUACAAGACUUAGAUGUGCCUUCUGGUUAUGGUCAAGUUCUUCCUCCGGCCCAGUCCGCUCUCUCUUCGCCGUACAAGCAUGCGAAAAAGCCCAGUGGAACUGCCAUCUUCGGUUUCCUUGAUCAUACCAGAGAGUUGUCGAUCAAUGGGUUGAGUCUGGAGCUCAAUAAUAAAGGCUCCCAUGUUCAACCACAGUCAAUAUCUCCCACUCAACUAGCGAAACAAUACGCCGUGUCCAAUGAGCAUUUGGAUUUUGACUUCUCGCAGCCAUUGGAAGAAUGCAAACCAAUUCUUCUCAAUGAAGAGGAGGAAGAAUACGAGAAACCAAUGAACAAAAAAGCUGAUGAUCUUAUUGUGACGAAUAGCAAUCCGAAGUCUUAUAAGUUUCCACCAGAUCCGCUCCCGGCUGAAGAUCCGGCUGCUCGCGCAGAAAUGGAUGGUUAUCUAACUACAAGUUUGACUCCUAUACAUCACCCAAAGCCCGACCAACAGUAUCCAGAUGACAUUGAAGCACUUUUGGAAACGCCUUCCCAGCGUAAAUAUGUCCCAAUCCCCGUCCAACAACCAAAUUCCGAUCAUCAUCAAAGAAAGGAAAUUCCUUUUGCUCUGCAACCUGAGCCAUUGGUUGCUUGUCAGCGCACUUCUCAAGUCCAGCAAAAUAUUGAUAGUAGUCCUCAGAAUCGCCAAUCCCCCGUUACCGUGGGACGACCUCAAAUGACCAAAAAUCAACCACAUAUGCUAAAGCAAAACGACCUCAAUAUGAAUAUGAACGUCUUUCUUCCUCCUCCUUCAACAAAAUCACUGUCGCAUGACUCACCCGAACCAGGAAGCCCUCUGCCUCAAUUUUACUCAUCCCCAAUGCAAAAUCGUCUCGGUCAAGAGCUAUCGUCCCCGUAUAGCAAAAAGGCGUUUUAUAAUCCACAAUUCUUCUCGGACGAUGCUGACAAUUAUUAUUUCGAUGCUGGUAAUCAGAUACAGCUGUCGCCGUUUCGGGAUUCCGGUGCAGACGUCAAAUCAUCACCCUUCAGAUAUGAAAAACGAGGUAAUGAAAGUUUUGCUGAUGAAACCACUACCGACGUCAAUGAAACUAUAGUCCAGCUUACGCCUCUACGAAACCAAGGGCCUAUAACACCGAGCAAGAAGCACAUCACGCUAGAGUGGAGUCCAAUUAUAUCACCUAAUGCUAAGGCCAGCUCGGAUGUGCGCAAGGCAAUCCUUGAGCUAUCUCCCAAAAAAGUUGUCAAAAAGACUUCAUUAUUGCCUCCUGGAGAACUUGAUAGAUAUUGGGAGGGACCUGAUGAAGACAAAGUUUUCACUUGCACCUACAAUAACUGUGGUAAAAAAUUUACGAGGCGUUAUAACGUCCGCUCGCAUAUACAAACUCAUUUGAGUGACAGACCUUUCUCAUGCAGUUACUGUCCGAAAAGCUUUGUUCGGCAGCAUGAUUUAAAUCGUCAUAUUAAAUCCCACUUGGCCACCAAGCAUACUCGAUGCAAAUGUGGCAAAGAAUAUACUCGUGUGGAAGGCUACAAAAAACACUUGGCUAAGGGAACAUGUUCACGAAAUGACGAAAGCUACAUUGCGAAACCUGGAGCGCAUCGACAAAAAAAUGACGUCAUUUUGGAUGGUUUGACGUCGAAUAGGCUCAAUGAAGAUUUGGGCCUUUGA
Clavispora lusitaniae ATCC 42720 is the source of this 1803-nucleotide messenger RNA. It is a transcript of the gene ACE2, whose product is annotated as DNA-binding transcription factor. Gene Ontology annotation, cellular component: nucleus. Lineage: Eukaryota; Fungi; Ascomycota; Pichiomycetes; Serinales; Metschnikowiaceae. The record is from RefSeq and is a predicted model, not a curated record. Gene Ontology annotation, biological process: regulation of transcription by RNA polymerase II. Gene Ontology annotation, molecular function: RNA polymerase II cis-regulatory region sequence-specific DNA binding; DNA-binding transcription factor activity, RNA polymerase II-specific.